This is a messenger RNA of Symbiodinium sp. CCMP2456, 731 nucleotides long. The record is from the annotation of a GenBank genome assembly. Lineage: Eukaryota; Dinophyceae; Suessiales; Symbiodiniaceae.
GAAAAGACAUCCUCCGGAACUGGGCCAACCUGGCGGCUUUGGGAUGGCUCGGCCGAGCCUAUCUCUCCUUCGAUUGGCUCUCAUGGCUCUGGCCGCAGCUCUUUCAGCUGUCGCCCUACGACGACGCUCUGAGCUUGCAAGGCUUCAAGGUGCAACUGGAGGAUGGUAUGGAGGAGUUCGAGAUGACUUGCACGUUAAAGGAGAGCAGUGUAUUAGCCCGGGGCCUUCCUCUGUGCUUCAACUUCCGCAUCGCGACUCGCGGGGCAGCGAGGAAUGAAUCCUUCUCUAUCACAGGUGCGAGCUUGCGCCGCAUCGGAUGUGAUCUCUUGGAGCGUUCCCAACGCGUGGAGCCAGUGCCUUGCAGCAUCUCGGCCUACAGCCUCUGCGAGCAGAUCAACAGCAAGUCGGAUGUCAAGAGGCUCUUGGUCGAGUCGCUGACGGAGACGAUUUUCGGGCCCUUGGCCCAAGUCGCCGAGGCAGCGGAGGCAAAGGCUGAGCUGGAGUCAAAGCAAGGAGGAGCCCUUGGUUUCAGCCCUCGCAAGGAAUUCUGGGCGCGUGAGGGCUCUGCCGAGAAGUGGCUGGAGUGUGUCAACGGCUACUACUUUGCGGAGGCCCUCGUCGAUGUGGUGGGCUUUGUGCCGGGCGGCGGUUCUGGCAACCAGGGUUUCAAGCUUUGGGCCUGCUUCCUACGCACCAUUCUCGCCCGGUCCUGGGGCCUUCAAUCAAGCUAA